CUAAAAAUGACAAACUAUUUAGAAACACCACCACCUUAGAAUUGUGAUCAACGCACAAACGGCAUGCGUUUCAACCCCAACCCACUCCACCACUCUUGAACAGUUUCGAUAUCUGAUUCAUAUUCUGCUUCUGCUGCUAAUGCAACUACUUCUUCCUCCUCCUCCUCCACACUCUCCACUCCCACUCUCUGUUUUCUGGGAAUGGGUUGGGUUUGAAUUGAAUUGAAUUGGAUUUCUCCCGCCUAUUUUUCCUCCAAACCAAGUUUCAUUAAGGGGUUUAGGGUUCUGCAUCCUCUUUGUUUACGUCUCCCUGUCUUCACUUACUUAGGGUUAAUUCAGAAGUUAGGGUUUCGUUGUUCUAGGCGACAAUGAUGUAUGGCGAUCCUCAGCAGCAACAGCAGCUGCAGCAGCAGCAACAACAACAACAUGGCGGUGGAGAUUUUAACAGGGGGCCUCCAAACCCAAUGAUGAGGCAGCCUUCUGCUUCUUCCACUAAUCUCGCUCCUCCUGACUAUCACCAUCCUUCUGCCCCUGGUCCUCCCAUUCCUCCUUAUGACGCUCAUGCUGAUGGUUUUGCCGCAAAAAGGAUGAGAAAACUUACACAGAGGAGGGCGGUCGACUACACUAGCACUGUCGUCCGGUAUAUGCAGAUUCGUAUGUGGCAACGGGAUUCGAGGGAUAGGACAAUAUUGCAGGCAACUCCAGCAGCAGCUAUAGAUAUGUUGCCAACGGGGGCAUAUGCAGACAAUCCAUCCACUAGUUUUGCUGCAAAGUUUGUACAUACUUCUCUAAACAAAAAUCGUUGUUCCAUUAACCGCGUCCUUUGGACUCCUACAGGAAGGCGACUUAUUACUGGAUCUCAAAGUGGGGAAUUCACACUGUGGAAUGGACAAUCAUUUAAUUUUGAAAUGAUUCUUCAGGCCCAUGACCAAGCAAUCAGAUCAAUGGUAUGGAGUCACAACGAUAACUGGAUGGUCUCAGGUGAUGAUGGAGGCGCAAUAAAGUAUUGGCAGAACAACAUGAAUAAUGUGAAGGCAAAUAAAACUGCUCAUAAAGAGUCAGUUCGGGACUUAAGCUUUUGUAGGACAGACUUGAAAUUCUGCUCCUGUUCAGAUGACACUACUGUCAAAGUAUGGGACUUUGCUCGGUGUCAAGAAGAACGCUCAUUAACUGGCCAUGGUUGGGAUGUGAAGAGUGUUGACUGGCACCCUACAAAAUCUUUACUCGUUUCAGGUGGGAAAGACAGUCUUGUCAAACUAUGGGAUGCUAAAUCAGGGAGGGAGCUCUGUUCUUUUCAUGGCCAUAAAAAUGUUGUCCUUUGUGUCAAAUGGAACCAAAAUGGUAAUUGGGUACUGACUGCUUCAAAGGAUCAGAUCAUCAAGCUUUAUGACAUAAGGGCUAUGAAGGAGCUUCAAUCUUUCCGUGGACAUCGAAAGGAUGUGACUACUUUGGCUUGGCAUCCUUUUCAUGAAGAAUACUUUGUGAGUGGAAGUUACGAUGGAUCCAUGUUUCAUUGGCUUGUGGGGCAUGAAACUCCACAGAUUGAAAUUCCUAGUGCACAUGAUAACAGUGUGUGGGAUCUUGCAUGGCAUCCUAUUGGAUAUCUUCUUUGCAGUGGUAGCAAUGAUCACACAACAAAGUUCUGGUGCAGAAAUCGACCAGGAGACACUGCUCGUGAUAAUAAAUUUAAUAUGGGUCAGAAUCAAGGUUAUGGGGAGCAAAAUCCUGCUCUUGCUGGCCGCUUUACUGGUAACUUUCCAGUUUCUGAAGGUCCAACAACUCCUGGACCAUUUCCUCCGGGGUUGACAAGAAAUGAGGGUACCAUUCCGGGUGUUGGAGUUGCAAUGCCAUUAUCCAUUCCAUCACUUGAUCCAUCAGCACAGGGAGAUCAAAAGCAUCACCCAAUUUCAAUGCCUCUAGGGGCUCCUCCUCUUCCACCCGGACCCCAUCCAUCCCUUAUGGCUGCGAAUCAGCAACAAUCAUAUCAACAAAAUCCUCAACAUAUACCUCAACAACAACAUCAACAACACCACCAAGCACUCCCUCAACAAAUGCCCCCUAUGGCUAUGCCACCUAAUAUGCAACAACUACAACCUCCUUCUCAUUUACCAUUGCUCCCACAUCCCCAUUUGACUCGCCCACCACCUCAAAUGCCCCCACAUGGUUCAAUACCUGGAUCCUUGCCAAUGCCGUCCUCGGUUCCCUCACAUUCGAUGCCUGGCCCCAUGGGAAUGCAAGGUACGAUGAAUCAGAUGGUUCCUAUGCCACAAGGGCAUUAUAUGGGCAUGAAUCCGAUGCACUCAGGAUCUUUGCCAACAAGCGGUCCUCAACAGGGUGGUUUCCCAAAUGGCAUGCCAAACAUGCAGGGCCCAUCAAAUCCAAGUGGGGGGCCGAUGUAUCCACAGGGUGGUGCUUUUAAUCGAGCGCAAGCUGGGCAAAUGCAUAUGAUGCAGGGGUAUAAUCCUUACCAGUCUGGGAAUCAAUCUGGUAUGCCACAACCUCAACAAGGUCCACCACCUCAUGGUCAACCACCUCAAUAGGGUUUUCAGCUCAUUUUUCUUUUUCUUUUAAUCAUAUGGAAUGAUAGGGGUUCCCAGCUAAGUUUCAGAAUGGACUUAAAUUUCCAGAUUCUAUCCGUGUACAUUUUUAGAUUUUUCCCUCCAAUUGUUGUUGCAAGGAUUUAGCCUUUUUAACUUAAUAGGUGGAUUCUUUUUAUUUUUUUAUUUUUUUUUCUUUCUGGCUGAACCUGGAUAUAUAAUGCUGUUUUUACUGUGAUGGUGGAAGGAAUACUUUUAGACUGCAA
Humulus lupulus (European hop) is the source of this 2803-nucleotide messenger RNA. RefSeq names its product flowering time control protein FY. The record is from RefSeq and is a predicted model, not a curated record. Gene Ontology annotation, cellular component: mRNA cleavage and polyadenylation specificity factor complex. Lineage: Eukaryota; Viridiplantae; Streptophyta; Magnoliopsida; Rosales; Cannabaceae. Gene Ontology annotation, molecular function: protein binding. The coding region runs from base 369 to 2540 and encodes 723 amino acids. The transcript has 18 exons.